This is a messenger RNA of Dichotomopilus funicola, 2178 nucleotides long. RefSeq names its product kinase-like domain-containing protein. The record is from RefSeq and is a predicted model, not a curated record. Gene Ontology annotation, molecular function: ATP binding; protein serine/threonine kinase activity. Gene Ontology annotation, biological process: protein phosphorylation; chromosome segregation. Lineage: Eukaryota; Fungi; Ascomycota; Sordariomycetes; Sordariales; Chaetomiaceae. The coding region runs from base 1 to 2178 and encodes 725 amino acids. The transcript is spliced from 2 exons. Gene Ontology annotation, cellular component: cytoplasm; mitotic spindle pole body; nucleus.
AUGUCAACACUGAAGCGGGGUUUUCUUGGCGAGUAUUCGGCGACCAAACAACAAGCGACCCAGGAGGCCAGCGCCGUUCAAAAUACGGUCGCCGAAGAAUGCGCCCAGGCUGGCAAAGACCCUCCGCCAUAUGAGCUCUUGGAAUUGAUCGGCAAGGGAAGUUUCGGUCGUGUGUACAAAGCCACUAGCACUACGUCCUGGCAGGCCGUCGCCGUUAAGAUCGUCAGCAUAGACGAUGGAGAUAGCCUCGAACCUGGCAGGGCAGACACGUUCAGCGACAUUCUCAAGGAGGUCCACACACUCAAGCUUCUUGGUGAGAGCGGCGCGAAGAACAUUAACACAGUCAUCGAUACCCUGCUUGUUGGCCCUACCAUAUGGAUCAUCACCGAAUACUGUGCCGGAGGCAGCGUGUCCACACUGAUGAGGCCGACUGGCGGGCUGACCGAGAAAUGGAUUAUUCCCAUCUUGCGGGAAGUUGCUGAAGCCGUCUACUGGGUCCAUAAGCAAGGUGUCAUCCAUCGGGACAUCAAGUGCGCCAAUGUUCUCAUCACCGAAGCUGGAGGUGUUCAACUCUGCGACUUUGGCGUUGCGGGGAUUCUUGAAACAAAGUUCGACAAGAGGAGCACUGUGACCGGAACGUUGCACUGGAUGGCCCCCGAGCUUUUUGACUCUACUGUUUCAUACGGUUCCGAGGUUGACAUUUGGGCCUUUGGUUCGAUGGCUUACGAGAUGGCUACUGGGCUGCCACCAAAUGCGGGCCCAAUCGUUGAAAUCUCACAGUUCGGUUCAUACCUGAAGCAACAUUGCCCUCGUCUCACAGGCGAUCAGUAUUCGGCUCAACUAAAGGACCUUGUCGCGUCUUGCAUGGUGGAGGAUCCGUCCCAGCGCCCUCAGAUUGAACGGGUUCAGCUGCAUCCGUACAUCCACAACUCCGAGGACGACUACCCGACCAUUUCUCUCUCAAAGCUUGUGAACGCCUACAAAGUCUGGGAGAUACAGGGCGGAAAUAGGCGUUCACUGUUUUCCGCUGGCGGCGCCCAGGGACCAGCCAACGACUUGUCACCUUCCGUUGUCCCUGACGAUGAAUGGAAUUUCAGCGCAACCGAGGAAAGCUUCGACUUCAACGAUGGGGAUGCUCAGGCUGUCUUUGAUGUCUACGGCCCGGACGUUGACCUUCCCGGCUGGCAAGAUCAACGACAAGAUCAGCGACAAGUCCGUCGACGUCGACCUCCCAACAUCAAAACGUUCAAGGUGCCCCUCGAGAAAGUAUUCGACCCGCACACCAUCUCCAACUAUAAUGACAAUGCUCGAGCUUUCUACGCCACGACCCUCCCAUCACCGAUUACGGAUCUUCCCCUACGGAACAACCCGGAGCAACCGACCAUCCGAGAAUCGCUGAUCGACCUUGACAUGUCGUUAGAUGGAGGCGAGUUGUCUCAGUUCGCUGACAUGGAUACGAUAAAACCGGGCGCGAGGUCAGCAACAGCCUUUGUCGAGGGCGUUGAUCGGCGGCGGACCCAGGAUUGGACAUUCCCGUCCAUGACACCUGCGACGGCAGCCCCUGAUAUCGCACCGCCCGAGCCCAGCUACAACCCCCAGCCCAUUGAGGUUGUACAGGAUCCAACGUCAGUCUAUCGGCAAUAUGAUCACGUAUCCGUAAACACUCAAGAUUUGGGUCGAAUGACACCGACAAGCGACAUUCAUCGUCUUUCGGUCGUGAGUCUGAUUGACCUCGAUGCGAGUCUUGCAAUCGACACGAUAGAUGCCAGCCGUCCAUCCACGGCGGGUUCGGACGCCGCAUCGACGAGCUCAGACCUGAAAACGCCAUUUGAUCUCGAGCGGCAUGCGGUCGACACCAAUUUCGCGCCAAGCACUAGGGAGCCGUCCGUCUACCUGAACGAGGAUCUUUACGAAUACCCAAGCUCUCCACCCAGAACCCACGACGGCCCUUCACCCCCAAACACGACAACCUUGGAUUUGGGCCCUAACCCCAGUCAGACACUUGAUCCCCUUUCCCAUCCGAUCCCUGAACCACCUUCCGCAUCUGUGAUGCUGGGUUACGCUUCACCGGAGGAAAUGAAGGACGAACUUCUGCGAAUGAUAGCGAGUUUUCACGAGCAGCUUCAGUUGACUGACCAGGUCCUGAGAACAAUGCCUGUCCAUUCCGAGGAACACUAG